Molecule: messenger RNA, 1293 nt
Organism: Vanderwaltozyma polyspora DSM 70294
Lineage: Eukaryota; Fungi; Ascomycota; Saccharomycetes; Saccharomycetales; Saccharomycetaceae
Gene: TRM13
Product: tRNA:m4X modification enzyme
Exons: 1
Coding region: 1-1293 (430 amino acids)
Biological process (GO): tRNA methylation
Source: RefSeq, a predicted model, not a curated record
AUGCAACCAGAAUCAAAAAAACAAAGAUUGCAAUGCGAAUUUUACAUGGAAAAGAAAAAAAGAAGAUGUGGUAUGUCUCGUAACUUGUCUUCCAAAUAUUGUUCAGAACAUCAAAUUCUAAAUGAAAACACUAAAAGGAUCCCUUGUCCACUAGAUCCAAACCAUACCGUUUGGGAAUCAGAUCUCGAUUCACACUUGAAAAAAUGUAAUAAACUGAAAUUGAUUCAUCAACAUGAUAAUAAACCAUAUUUCCUAAAAGAUUGUAACGCAAUUACAACAGAAGAUUCAAACACAACUGUAAUUACAAAAGAUUCAUUGCAAAAUUGGAUAAUGAAAACUAUACCAGUUUUAAAAAAUUUCUUCAAAGAUGAUGAAAAAAACUAUCUAUCCAAUGUACCACUAGAUAUUAGAAAGAAUCACACAAUGGAAGAUAAAAGAUUCCCACAAUUAAACGAAAAUGAUAAUAUAGGUAAAAAAUACCACGCUAUUCAACAAUCCUCAUUGAUACAAAACAUGAUAGAUAGAAAUAUUUUGCAAUUUAAGGAAAAUUCAUUGGCAAAUUUCAUAGAAUUUGGUUGUGGGAGAGCAGAAUUAUCUCGUUACGUUAAUCAAGUAGUAAUUAAAAACUCCGAAGAAAAAAUAUAUAACCCACAUUUCAUAUUGAUUGAUAGAUCUACAAAUAGAAUGAAAUUCGAUACAAAAAUGAAAAAGGAUGCUUUGGAAUUCAAUCAAAACUUAAAUCCUCCAACCAUCACAAGAAUUAGAAUCGAUAUCAAAGAUUUAAAAAUUGAUCCAUUAUUACAAAAGGAUUCAAAAUAUAUUGCAAUCUCGAAACAUCUAUGUGGUGUAGCAACAGAUUUAACUCUACGAUCCUUAACCUACAACCCAGAUGAUAAUGAUUUCUUGCAAGGUGUCUGUAUUGCAAUGUGUUGUCGUCAUGUCUGCAACUCCAACAAUUACGUAAACCCAGAUUUUGUUAAAUCAAUCAUUGGAAAUACAAAUACUGAAGAACAAUUACCAUACGACCAAUUCUUCCACGCUCUAACAAAAAUUGCUGCUUGGGCUACUUCAGGUGAUAGACCAACCUCAUCAGAUGAAAAUAAUACACAUUUCACCAACUUGCCCUAUACAGAACGUCAGGAAUUGGGUUUAAUGGCAAGAAGAGUGAUAGAUCAAGGUAGAUGUGAUUGGCUGCAACAAAAACUUGGUGAAUCAUUCAAAGUAGAACUGAUAAGAUAUGUAGAACCUUCCAUCUCUUUGGAAAAUGUAGCAUUAUUAGCAUAUAGAAAAUAG